Prorocentrum cordatum is the source of this 698-nucleotide messenger RNA. NCBI's taxonomy places the organism in Eukaryota, Dinophyceae, Prorocentrales, Prorocentraceae. The record is from the annotation of a GenBank genome assembly.
GCUUCUGUGCUGCACCUGGCCACUUACGCCGCGGCCGCUGCUCUCGCGGACGGUGGGCCUGGCGCUGCCGUUUGUGAGGUGUUGCGGAGUGCCGAAACGAUCGCUGUCGAUGUGGAGGGCAGUAAUUUGGGGCAUGGGGGCCGGGCCGCUACCAUCCAGCUUGCGACCCCAGAUUUGUGCUACGUCGUCGACUUGGCAGCUCUGGGCAUGCCAGACAGUCUGCGCGAGGUGCUCCAGGGUAAAGACCCGGUGAAAGUGUGCCACGGCUUCACCAACGACCAGAUCAAUUUGAUCGAGCAAUUCCACAUCGACUUCAGCGAGGCCACUCUUUUCGACACUGCGGAGGCUCUGGAAUACUUGCCCCAUAUCGGUGGAAAGAGUGUUGUUGAUGUCCUUGAACGCUUCACAGCUGCUCCUCCGCAUGUACUUUCGGAGAUGGUGGGCAUGAAGGAGCAGCUUAGAUGGGUUGACUUUUUCCAGCGUCCGCUUCCAGAACGCGUUCUCCGCUAUUCUUGCCUCGAUGUGGUAUUUCUUGUUUCCGCUCGUAGCACGAUGAUCGAGCAGUUGAACGAAACAGACGUCGCUUGCAUUGCAAUUGUGGAGAAGUCCAGGUACCGUGGUCCUUAUGGCAAGGGGGAUUGCUACCGCCCUCCCACAAUGAAUCAGAUUGCGCGGCAGGAGAAGAAGAGAAAGACGUG